AGAAGACACUUCGGCGCCUGUCCCUCCCCGCCGCCCCCGUCCCAGUCCCACUGCCGCCUCGGACUCUGGAUGCCUGCCUACUCGGCUCUCGCCAGCGGUGGCGCUGUGCGGCCGCCACGCGCCACCUGCCUCCUUCUCGCCAGCUUCGCGGCCGGCUCCGGCCUCUGGCUUCUCGUCGGCUCGCAGAAGGAGGAGCAGCCGGACGUGGCGAGCCCACGCACUCAGCGUAGCGCUCGAUCUGCGGCACAACUCGCGAAGUGGUUCAGAUGGCAGGCCGUGCUGGCGAGUGAAGCGGCAGCACACACUGCUUCGCCGGGCAAGGGCUCGCUCGCGCUCUGGGGCGACUCCAUCACCGAGUCUUGGCGCGGCACGUCGUACGGCACUCCCGCAGGCCGCGCCAACGGCACGCCCGCGGUGCUCGCACAGACCCUGGCGCGGCGGUGGCCCUCGCCGGCUGUGCUCGCAAUCUCGGGCGACCAGACGCAGCACCUGCUUUGGCGGCUGGGCGACGGGGGCGAGCUCCCUCCGCCGCUCGCGUCGGACGGCGCCCUCACCGCCGUCGUGAUGAUCGGCACCAACAACCUCGGCGCGGGGCACCUGCCCGGCCCGACGGCGGAGGGAGUGCUCGCCGUCGCGCGCGAGUACCUGCGGCGCAGCCGCGGCCGCCUGCUGCUCUGCGCUCUGCUGCCGCGAGGCGACGGGGCCGAGCUGCUCCCGCGCCUCUGCCCGCCGCGCUGCGACCGCAGAGGUGCGCCGUUCCGCUCCUUCAUGCCCGCGGUGGAGAAGGUCAACCAGCGGCUGCGUGAGGAGGCCGGCGGCGGUCGGCUAAGUGUCGACUUCCCUGGCCGCGUCUCUUACGUCGAUUGCGGCGGCCCCUUCCGUGCGGGCGGCGGGCGGCGGGAGGGCGGCGAGGAGGAGGCAGAGGAGGUCGUGGUGCGACUGAUGCCUGACCGGCUCCACCCGAACCCCGAAGGCCACCAGCUGCUGGCGCGCUGCCUCGAGACGGCCCUCCUCGGCAAAGGCUGGGGCGUGCAGCCGACCGGCUACUCGCGGCUCGGUUUACCUCUCGGAGGCUCUGCGCCGUGACACGCAAGAGAACACUGCAGGAACACCCGAGUACGCCAAGAUGGACGUCGUGUCUGAUGACGCACAUAAUGCACCGGGGCAAGUGGGUCACACUCCCCGUAGGUCAUAGCCGCGAUCGAGGCAUGUGUAGAGAGAACCCCAUUGAUGGAUGGCCCAGCUGACCGACGCGCAUGCUUUUGCGUAAUGGCUUGU
Emiliania huxleyi CCMP1516 is the source of this 1278-nucleotide messenger RNA. RefSeq lists its product as hypothetical. The transcript is spliced from 5 exons. The record is from RefSeq and is a predicted model, not a curated record. Bases 70 to 1086 code for a protein of 338 amino acids. Lineage: Eukaryota; Haptophyta; Isochrysidales; Noelaerhabdaceae.